GCCGCACAGACCAGAGACGAAAUGUUAGCGACGCCAGAACAGCAAGUCGUUUCUAGAAACAAGUUCGGUUACCCCACGAAAUCCCACACCGGAGCAAAAUUGAAUUUGUGUAGCUAGUGCCAGAUCGUUCGUCAAUUCGAACUGCAGCGAGUGCGAUGCGUUUAUUUUAACUGCAUAGCAAAAAGAGAGAGAAAAAAAAUUGGAAAUAAACCAGUGUUUUGUGAAGUGCUUUUGGUACGAAGGAUUUUCAUCGGCCGUAUUUUGUGGCGUAGACCUUCUCGUGAGGGAAGGUUUAAUUUUGUUUUUUUAGGAUUUAAACUCCGAAGCAGAUUUCAGAGGUGCACAAGUUUCCACGGACAUCAAGGGUAUACCAUGGGUUUACCAUGGGCGUGGUCUUGGAUGGGCUACGCCCACAUUUUCCUCCUUCUGUUCCUCUUCCACGAGACUUCUGAAGCCUUUACUGCUCCUGUCACUUCUACUGUUGUCGAAACGGGCCGCUCUACCGUGUUCAAGCACCAGGUUGAGGUAGAGAUAAGUGGCUCUUCAGUUUAUAAAGGCGCGGCCAUUGUAGAAGCCACUAGAUACAAUGCUGAUACUCUGCUAAUCUUCACGGCCAGAGAUGUCAGCGACGAGGCCGAACCAUUGGUAUCCGGCACCGGACUAGGCCGAGCUGUCGUCGUGAAAACGCUUGGCGGGAGAGUCAGCUCCAUUCUUUAUCACCCUGAAGAGGACCAGUACUCUCUCAACUAUAAGAGGGCGCUGGCUUCGCUUCUGACGCCGGCUCUGCCUUCCGGGUCCUUGGCUUACCACACGCAGAACGACAUCUUGGGCACCUGCGAAGUCCUCUACGAAAACACAGGAUCGACUACAACUACGUGGCGAGACUUGACCCGGUGCUCGCACUUCACUUCGGAGUCAGUUCUUGGUGCUCACAGUGUGCCCUUCCUACAUUUGGCCCUAGACGUCCUGGGCAGCGAGUCGAAAUGCGAGUACCGCUGGAGAGGUUUGCCAGGGCGCAUACUCGACGGCGCCACCUGCACGGAUUUCCUGAAGGUGGCACCGAGGUACGCGGCAGAAGAUCGCGUCCUCAAUAUCACUGUGACUUCGAUUCUGACGCACACGGCUUCGACUUCCAUGAACCCGGAUAUUUUUGAAUAUUUACAAGAGGCGUCAGAGGUCACUGACCUCAGCUACAGUCCAGUUCAGCAAGAAGAUGAAGAUGCCGCAAGCAACGCCUCGGGCGUGCUGAAAGAAAUGUGCUCCUCCGGCGGCGACGGGAGAUUGACAUCCAACCUACUGCAGAAAUUCGUCCACUUUACCCACGCCCUGGCACGGUCUACAUCCCCUACCCUGCCUUACCUCACUGCUACGUGCCCCAUACCCAUAAGAAGAAUGGUAUCUUUAGCAGCGGCUAUUGUGGCCGGUCCAAGGGCUCUCGACUUCUUCGUCACUCAACUGGCUGAAUUUUCUCGACUGCCAGAAAAUCCGAUCAAGUAUGGCGAGGAAUUCUUAUUUACGCUGGCACUUCGAAGCCUUGUGAACCCUAAACAUCCUUCAGCCCACGCCCUUCCCCCUGAUUACUUCACCAGGAGGGAGAACCAGAUGGUUUACGAAGAGGUCAUAGAUUACCUACUGGAGCAAGACCCUCCUGCUGUAGCAGGGGUAGCCACCUUGCUGGAGGGUCUGAAGGAAGGCGCUCCUCAACUCUUCGAGAGGCUUCUGGAGAAGAGCUUACCUUUCCUUUCCCCAGCUGAGGCCUGCGAAGAAGGUCGCCAUGCUGAGGCCGUGAGGGUCCUUCGCGUGACGAGUGGGCUGAGCUCCCGCCCUUACGGCUACGUGGCGUCCCUGCGCCCAUGCUUUGCUACGGAGGACGUAGGCGUGGCUGUUGCCGCCAUGGAUUCUUUGACGCUGGUGGACUGCGAUAUUCAGGGCGUAACCGAACUGCAGAAACUAGGACUAGCGAGUCCUUCGGAUCCUGAAAUCAGGAUCGCUGCCUACAGAGGACUCGUUCAUUGCCUACCGGAGCAACCGGGCCUGCUGGAGGUUGUGACAGAUGCCCUUGACCCAAGCCACGACGUCUUCUCCACUCAAGUUGGAUCCUACGUCUGGAGCCACGUCCAGACAAUCUUGAAUUCAGACGACCCGAGCCAGUUCGCGCUGAAGGACCUGCUCCUAGGAUCUGAGGUCAUUGCGGCGUCUCGCGAUCCCGUAUGGUAUGACCCCAGGCAGCAUUCUCGUCACCUGUCUCACACGUUGGACAUCGACUCUCGGUCAUCUCUCUCCCUUUCCUUCGAUCUCAUCUGGGGGAGGUAUUCCCCUGCUCCGAGGUCUGUCUACAUGAAGGUAGUUCUCCAUCACGAUGGAGAGACGCACGAUAUUGGACAGGUGAUGCUGAGAGUGACGGGACUGGAGAGCAUGGUGCUGAAUCUCCCAGGGGUGAAGAGCCUGAUCGAUUCGGCCGCUCACGCGGCUCGGGAUCUCUGGGACAAGGCUUCGAGCUUCGUGAAGGAGACCUUCAGGACGAAAAGGGAGAUCACACACGUUCAGAUCGCCGAAUUCAUCGAUCAUGUAAUGUCGAGGAUUCCUGCAGAGUAUCGCUCAGGGGCGUCCAGCGUCGAGGUUUCUCUGAGUCUCGUGGACAACCACGCCCUCCACGUCAGGCUGUCAGACCUCCAGAACAGGUCCUUCCUGAACGACUUGGGGAGAGCUCUUCAGGAGCCAAUAGAAGCUACGCUUCUGGGUCUUAUGCCCAUCGUAGACAACACCUUCUCCAUGGCGACCCUUUCGGGAGUGCCCAUCAACUUAGGAGUCAGUGGAGUUCUUGGGAGUAACUCUGCCUUGAUGUACAUGAUGGCAGGCGACGCUGGAAUGAUAAAGUUCUUGGCUAGCGGAGGCUUAGGACUGAAGACUCAGAUAACUACCGGAAGGUCCCGGGGUCAAGGUCAAAUCUGGGGUCAGGAAACGCGUCAGACUCGGCCGCUGGCGCUGACGAGUUACGACUUCUGGUCUCUGGAUUUGCCCUUCAGCGCCUCCUACGAGCGUAAGGGAGACGACACCGUUUUUACCAUCCGAAACGCCGAGAACUGGGAUGGGAGGUUCUGGCAACACAGGCGGGAAACGAACAUAGCUGGCCAAGAUGCGAAUAUAAGGGUAACCCAGUCCUGCGUGGCCACGGGGGAGCCUUUGGAAGUCUGCCUGGACGUCCCUGAUAUGGAGGAUCCCGGAGGGGGCGAGGGGCCUGAGGAGGCCUCCCUCCCCGGGCAAGAGCUGUCUGAGGCCCUUCCUGCUGGGUGGCUGAAACCGCAGUCUUUCUCUGUCUACCUGAAGAAUGGAGCUCCAGGCGAGCCGGUGAUUCUGACCCUUUCGUCACCCAGUUCCGCUGGGUCUUGGAUGAGCAGAGGCGUUCUAGAGGUGGGAGGGGAGAAAUAUGAAGGGAGCCUCGUCCUACAGAACAACCCGACGCCUUCAUUCGCUCUCACGGCCAAUUCACCCAAGCAUGUUUACCUUCUCAAAGGAUACGCUGGUUCUAGGGAAAGCAUAACACAAAUGGCGGGGAUGGAGGCAGGAUACGACCAUAGGAUCUAUGGUUUCAGGGCCCAGCUUUCGACGCCAACUUUGGAAAACCAGAGAGUGUGGAGUCCUUCAAUUUUCGUCAGCACUCCUGAAGGAGGGGAGCAAGAAGUCAUAAGGUCCUUCUUCUCUACCAAGGAUGUCAGGGAUUCCCACACGACAGAGCUGAGCUUCAGGACGAUGGGUCCUUUGGUGGAGUACCUCCAUUUCGAAGUUGAUGUGGGCGGCUCGUGGACGCUCAGCCAAUCAGAUGGCUCUUUGCGCAGUAUAGAAAUUAAGAAGAUAAAUUUGGGAUAUCCCAAAGUUUUCCAGAUUAAAUCGGAUGGAAAACUGCAAUUUGGCCAUAGGGCUGAAGGGGAGGCCUAUAUCACGGUCGUCUUUGACGAAGAAGAAGAGGGAGUAGUGGAGUUAGAUUUUUCUGUCGGACCAGUGGUUAAAUUUCUUGCUGGACCCAGUCCUGAUUUAGGGGAGGGAGGUGGGGAAGGAGGAGGAGGAGGAGGAGGAGGAGGAGGAGGAGGGUCCGUUUACAAAUUCGGCGUCAAGCUAAAACACAACCAACUUCCGGAGGAGGUCCAGGGUCAUUUUAGUGUCUUGGUUGACAGAGGUCGGGUAGAUACCAGCCUAAACUUCCACCUUUCAGACACCGGUGGCUUCAACGUCACUCACGUCACAAACGGUGUCUUGAAUUACAAAACGACGGCGAAUGUACGUUACGCCCCACUGAACAUCCUGUGGGGAGGGGAACACGAGUUCAUGCUGAGGGAGGACGAGUUCAAGCAUUUCCUGAAGGUGUCUUGGUCGCCUCGCACUCAGGACUACGCCUCUUCGCUCAUACAUUACGUCAAUCAUAAUUUAUUGGCCCUCGACCGAUCUCUUAAGAUUGUGGUAGUGUAUCCAGGCCAGGUGGUCGAAGUGGAAAACUCCAUGGCAGAGGCCAGAGGCGGAUCCAUCAAGAACAAACUGGAAGUGAGAAUGGAUCCAGGCCGCGCUGUUUCCAUGGAAACCGUCAUCAUCUACAGCAACAAGCCUGGAAUGUUCUCGUACGGGGUCUCCAAUUCCUUCAAACUGGAUACCUGGAUGAGUCCUGUGAACAUAGUCGGAACAGUGAACUGUAUGGGCUCUGGAAAUAAGUGCGACAUUGCUGUGUCAGCCGUGCAGGCGGCCGAUCAGCUGGGGGAUCUUGACAUCAAGCACACAGCAGCCGCUGGGGUUUCCCGAUCUGCGGCUAAAUUCUCCGUCAAGGGGUACAUUGACGGAUCAGUAUCCAUCGACGCAGUGCACAAGUUGGGCUACUACAACCUGAACUGGGAACUGGCUUUCUGGAGCCUUCAGUCUCUGGCAGUGGGCCAUGCUAAGGCUGACGUCACAUCCGUCGAGAUAGCAACGGCAGAGAUGGUUCUUCAGAAGCUGGUGGGCGAUGAAGUUGGUGACGUCACUUCCACCUUUAACGCUACCGUGAGCUUUAACCCCGAGAUCAGAGCCGUGUUUUCCAGGCAGGAGGUGCGUGUGAUUGAUGAGGGAAAACAAUUACUCUGGGUUGGGGUCCUGCAAGGAAGAGCUGGAGAACGCUGGAUUAACAGCCGACAUUUCGGAAAGGCAACGCUGUUGACACCGACCGGGAUGUACUACUCUGCGAGUGGCGACAUCGACUCCCGAAUCAACGGUCUCAAGGCGUCUAUGGCUGACGUGAGCUUCUCCGCCGAAGCUGGUCCCGAAAUAUCAUACUUACUCUCCUGGCACCUCAGAUUGUUGCAGCCAAACUCAACAGCUGUGAGUAGCUUUGCAGACCUGGAGACCUUCAACGAGGAGAAAGGAGAGGCGGAAGGCGCCCUUUACGGAGAGGAAUACUACGACAACUAUGAGGACGAGGAAACGAGCGAGGACGACUACCUCCUCGACGAAGAGUCCCUCAACGAGGACUUCUCUCACAUCGGGAGGCCCUCGCUCACCCUCGAGACACUCCUCAGGGGAAACAGCCCUCGCACGGGAGAGAUGAAGCUGAAGGUGAAGGCCCGAAAGACCGACUUCUACUGGGAUGGCGAGGAGGCGCAUGGAGGAGGUGGCGCUCCAGGUGGAGAGAGCGAGAAAUACGACGCCGAUAUUCGGCUGAUCAGCGAAAACGACCCCGAGAUGGGUCGCAUCCACGGCAGCCUGACCCGUUCCGCGGGCAUCUAUUCCCUCAACGGUCGCGUGUGGUCCGGGAUGAGGUCGCUCGGGGUCGUCUCCUAUGGCAUGGCUCGGAACGACUCGGUCAAGUCGUCCCAUUCGGUCGUUCUCGUCGACCCUACGACCCCGUGGACGAGAAUGGAGGUCACUGUUAGUGCCGACCACCUCGGGUCUUUCCCGUACAAUUUUCAGACUUCAGCAGACGGUAGGGUCACCCUCGGCUUCCAAGAAGUAGCUGCAGUGAGGGCUUUAGCCCAGUGGACUCCAGCUGAAUCCGCCGUCAAUUUGGGUUUCCAUUCUUUCUUCAAAAGCUUUCCAGGAGGACAUAUUUACUAUAAGUUAUCUCCAGGCUCCGUGCAAGCAUCGGUGGGCUGGAGAGAGAUGAAAACAGUCACCCUUCUGCAGUGGAUGGAGGACGGUCGCGUCUUCCAGUUUGCGUUAAAUUACGAUUAUCCAGGGGCUCCAUUUAACGACUUGGAUGCCAUCAUAAAGUUCGGAAUCUCUCGGCCGCCAUAUCCACCUGUGAAACUUGGCAUGUCGGGACGAGUGUCCAUCAACGGUCUCUUCCAUUACGUCAUGAACAUGGAUUGUGGAUCACAACAGGAAGAGUGUUCGAUCACGGGGGCGCUCGUGAAGCCAGGUGGUUCGGGCUCCGUCCGACUUCAGUUCAAGAGAGCCGGGAAUCUGUACGGGGUCUUAGGCGCUCUUGUAUUAGACGGGUUAUCUCUUCAGGUCAGCGGUAGUCUGACGCAGCUCAACCCCGGAGAGGAGGUGCAGCUGGUCUUACACAGUUCCCUUCUGGAGGAGAAAAGUGGCUAUAACUUCAAGAUCACCCGGAAGUUCGAGGGGCCCAACAACGUCGAGUGCGCCUUUUUCUUGUCGCAAGCCGGGAAAGAGAAGAAUUGGAUGUACACUUACAAGCUCUUCCUCGAGAUGGAGAGGGACAUCAAAGCAAAGAUACGAAGGCUGAGGGUCGAGGACCACUUGACUUACGAGGAGUUGGAGGAGCUCCUUCACGACUACAAUUUCUUGAUAAUGGUUGUCCAUAAUAAAUUCGAUGAGUUGGAAGUCGAGAUUGAGUUCCCAGACAUUUGGGCGGAAGUGAAGGCCACCGGGACGGUCGUCAAAGGGAAGGACUCGCAGCUUGACCUCGUUUUUAUCACUCCUUCCAUCAAGCAUCUGCUCGAGGGUCGCCUGAUAUUUGGGAGUGAGUCGUGGUGGUCCUCGCACAGCGGGUCCUUCUCCUACACGCAGCAGGGCAAGAAGGGUCGAGGGCAACCUUUCAAGCUGGAGGUCGAAGGCUUCAAGUGGAAUUCAGACCGUCAGAAGUAUAAGCUUUCCAUUCAGAAGAUGGUGGACGAAUUCACACUUGCCAAGUAUAAGAACGAAGAGAAUGCCUAUUCCAAAAAUGACGCCGGAAUGCUGUUCGUCAACUUCGAUGCAUCGUUAGAUAUAUCACGUGACUCGGGUUCCAGAGAAUACAAAAUGUCCUGGGAGACAGACGAGACGAAGAAUUCCGCCAAGCUGGCCUUCGAGGAGGACCAGAGCGGCGGGAAAGGGCUCUUCAAGUACACGAGAGACAUCAAGGGUCGACCGAAGUCGGAGAUCGAGUACGAAAUCAAAGCCAACUACAGGAGGUUCGACACCGAGGUGACGCUUUCAGCCACACUGGACCACACGCAUAUCGACAGGCCUCGUGCUCUGAGUUUCCUACAUUCGGAUGCUGAGGGAUACACCGAGCUUGUCCUUGAUCUCUUCAAGGACGAGGGCGAUCAGGUCAUCCUAGUAAUUACCUACUUACCUGAGAACUUCAGGAUCAGACUGGGCCAGUUUGGUAACACCUUCCUACAAGUUGGCUAUCAAAAGUCUACUGAGGAUGAAGAUGUUCAGCAUUCUGUUCAGCUGGAAAGCUCUGGCCACACUCUAGAAAUAUGGAUAGCCUCGUCGCCAGACGGAGUUAGGACGUGCCAGAAAGGAGGGCUGAUCCUUCAAACACCUUCCUUGGCACCGACGCACAAUGCCCUCAUCUACUGCCCGGCGCCCUCACCAGAACUCACGAUCCAGGUCAUGGGAGUAGAGGAACACGAAGGCCCUUACUUGAGGAUAGGUCAGAUAUCAGGUCCGGGUGGAGUGGGAGCACAAGUUGGCAGCGGGCGCCUUAGGCCUCUGGAUACUCCCCCAGCCCUUACUUUAACCACGGAUGUAGAGGAGGAAGUCCUUGAGAUCCUGAUUGAUUGGCAAAGCCCAUCAAUAGCGCAGCUCAAGGAAGAAGUGUCAUCCCGAGGCACCUCUCUCAUGUCUGCUGUGGAAGGCUUGGGAGACGUCGAGGUGCACGUUGAAGGAUCGUUGGACCUCUGGGACCUCCUCCGAGAUACACAGGCCCUUCUGGAAGACGCCGGAGACUUGAUCUCUUCUACUGGGAACUAUAUGCUUGACCAGAUCCUUGACGAAAAUACUGAGAUUCGUUUGGGUACUAUGCUAAGGAUCUCCGGCAGAGGAAUCCUCGAGUUCCUGGAAGGUCAACUCGAGUAUCCUUUGAGCCUCGUGGAGGAGUGGGCGGAUCUCUUGCUCGAGGUCACUGAGGAGUCCUUGGAGGUCGUUGAAGAAACGGUCGAUGAAGUCUUAGAUGAAGUCGUCCGUUUUGUUGACGAUGUAACAGGAAUAAUGACCGAGAGUGCCAGAAUGAUUGUAGGUGCCAUAGACGAGACAGUCAGGCCCCCUCUUCUUCGCCUUCAAGCUACGAUCUCGUCCCUCUCCUACAACGACGAUCAGACUUUAUACGCCUUCGUCUCGCGUGUAAUGGGAGACGUUAGGACGAGAUUUGGACGGCAUGAAGGCUUUACAGAUUUUGUUACUCGAACGCUUUAACAAGAUUUGAAAGGUGGUUAAUAAGUGUGGCAAGGUGGGAGGAAAUACGAGAGAAAGGAUCUGUAUUGCUGUAUUACCUCAGUCAAGUGACAACCUUCGAUGCAGUUAUGCCUCACGCUACUGCUCUUAAAUUAAGG
Macrobrachium nipponense is the source of this 8741-nucleotide messenger RNA. RefSeq lists its product as uncharacterized. NCBI's taxonomy places the organism in Eukaryota, Metazoa, Arthropoda, Malacostraca, Decapoda, Palaemonidae. Bases 373 to 8604 code for a protein of 2743 amino acids. The record is from RefSeq and is a predicted model, not a curated record. Gene Ontology annotation, biological process: lipid transport. The transcript is spliced from 52 exons. Gene Ontology annotation, molecular function: lipid carrier activity.